GAUCAGUUAGCGAAGAGUAGCCAUUGAAGAAAGCCGAGCUGUUUUUUUGAGCUCCGGAGUUUCUGCAUUUUUAAAAACAUAAAAUUCUCUUCCUUGGGACAGAAUUGUCGGAUAUUUAUUUUUAGGAAUGGAGAUGAAGAAGAGAAUAAGUUUAGAACUACGGAACAGGACCCCCGAAGAGGUGGCAGAGCUGGUGGUGGAUAACUGUCGCUCCAGUGACGGAGAGGUGGAGGGGCUAACGGAUGACUUCAAAGAGCUGGAGUUCCUCAGCAUGGUCAACGUGGGCCUGUCCUCCAUGGCCAAACUGCCCUCUCUGCCCAAACUGCGCAAGCUGGAGCUGAGUGAUAACAGCAUCUCGGGCGCCCUAGAGACCCUGUCGGAGAAGUGUCCCAACCUCACCUACCUGAACCUGAGCGGCAACAAGAUCAAAGAGCUGCAGACCGUGGAGGCCUUGCAAAACCUGAAGAAUCUGAAGAGUCUGGACCUGUUUAACUGCGAGAUCACCACCCUGGAGGACUACAGGGAGAGCGUCUUCCAGCUGCUGCCCCAGGUCACCUACCUGGACGGCUUCGACCAGGAGGACAACGAGGCCCCAGACUCAGAGGCCGAUGAUGAUGAUGACGAUGAUGAUGGUGAGGAAGGAGCCGGCCCCACAGGAGACUACGACGAUGAGGAUGAUGAUGAGGAAGGCUCGGAGACAGGCGAGGUGGGGCUGUCCUACCUGAUGAAAGAAGGCAUCCAGGAUGAAGAAGAUGAUGAUGACUACGUCGAAGAGGAGGAAGAAGACGUUGAAGAAGAGGAGGCUGCUGUCCAUGGGGAGAAACGCAAGAGGGAACAGGAUGACGAAGGCGAGGAAGAUGAUGAUGACGAUGACUAACCCCCGAAUCCCCCACCACACCCCCCCCACCCCCACCCUCACCCCCGCCCCUGCCCCCCCGAUCCAGAACCAAGCUGUAGACCAUCCCCCAGAAAGUGUGCUCUUGGAGAUUUAAGUUUUAUAAUUCUUCAUUAUUUUUUUUCCCUCUUUGUAAACCAUAGGUUUAUCACUGUAGAAAUUUCAAUGUUUAAAUUUUGUUUUUUAUUAUUAUUAUUUAGAUAUGCUAUUUGAAUAAAAAAUGGAAAGGUUUUAAGCAACAUAAUCAUUCCAGGAUUUAUUCACCCCUUCCCCCCACCUCCCCUCCCCCUCCUUUGUAGAAUAUCUGGGUUGUUGUUUUCGGCGUGGGUUCGAGUCGAGGCCAGUCUGAGUCCCACAUGCCAACCGGGCGUAUGCUUCUCGAUUUAAUAGCGAGCUGAUUGCGUGUUUUUAUUUUGUUGUCUUCAUUUUUAAACGGUAAUUUCCCUGCUUUCCCCGUUUGUUUUGUCUUUUUAAACGACUCGUUCACUCGGUUUCUCGCUUUUGAAUGGGGCGCUAGGGACUUCCGCCCCGUUGUCCCGGCAGGUCCGAUUACAACCCCCCCCCCCCCCCCAGACUCCAACCCUACCCCCCUUUUCCAGCUGUCUGGAGGAACUACCGAACCCCCCCCACAUCCCCCUGUGUCUACCCUGGCUUUGGCACCAUGGUAACCCAAACGGCACCUGUCCAUUCCCCCAAAAUCCCAGAAUUCUCAGCGUCUUUUACAAAAUGGCCACCGUUCUUUCCCCCCCCUCUAGACUUCCCCAUUAAUUUCUUAUUCCGUUCUUUUUUUUUUCUUCUUUUUUUCUUUUUAAAAAAAUAGAUUCAAUAUUUUCCCUUGUCUCUUAUAGGCUAGUCACAGCAGCUGUGGUAGACCAGUCAUGAAAAUAAUUGAAUUCUUUUUUAUGUAAAUUUUAUUUUCUUCUUUAGAUUUUUUGAAGAUGGUGGGUGGGGAGGGUGUUUCAGAAUUGUGUUGUGGGGAUAUACUGGAAGCUUGCCUAUUAGAAAAUAACACCAGUGUUGGGUCGUGCAGAGCAGCUUUUGUGGUUUUAAAAAGUGGGAAGAGAACGGGGCCUGAGAACCAUAAUUUUACUUUGCUCCUUAAGAAUAGUGUUUGUGUCAAUUAUGUCAACAAUACUUUAGCCCUGCCCCUUACCGUGAUGUCGCUGAUAUAACCCCUCCCCUUCCCCCCUCUCUGUAGAGAAUUUGGCAGAGUGCUGUUCGGAUUAAACUUAGGACUAGAUUCCAAGCCUUCAGGUAUUUCUUACACUGUAAUUAUUAAUUCUGGGACACAGAAGCGCAGUAAGAUUUCUCACCACUGCACAGUGUUCAGUCAAAACGCACCUCAGUUCACUGCAAUCGGACAGGGGAGGAGUUAUAGUCCAAUGACAUCAUUCACUAAGGUGGUAUUUUUUGAGUGAAGUUCCCCUUUAAAGGCCUAUUGAAGAAUCACGCAGGGCUAAAUAACGAGUCGUGUUUGAAUCCUGAUAUUCGGAGAAGCACUCGUAGAGCCCCAAUCAAUCAAUGCAACCGGCAGCCAGGACACACCAGGGCCAGGGCCUAAAAUAUUAACCGGCUGGUUCAGACCCACCCCAAGAACUAUUUGCGUUCACAUUCAGUUGCAAUCCCCCUCCCCCCACCUUUCAAAGUGUUUUUAGGGUUUUUUUUUAGCUUGCGGUCAUUAAAAAUAAUAGCAUAACUUCAAAACGUUGAAAUUUGUGAUUGAGAGUUGAGGCCAAUUGUUCUCCCAUGUACCUCUUAAUCUUUUGUCAGGCAGUGGACACAAAUUAGUGUUUGGGGUUUGUUUUUGUUUUGUUUUUUUUGGGGUAUUUUACAGAGUGAGAACUUUGUUGUUUGUAUGGCAAUAUGUAUAUAGUGUUCGUUCCAACUGUCUUUGUUGUUCCUGUGUAAAUGUUUUUUUAAAAAAACUGGUUUUAAUACAAAGCACAGGUAAGAAAGUCAGGCUUUAGACCGCGACACUCGAUAUAUAGUUUUGUUUUCGGUCCUUGGCUAUUGUGACAGUUAUGUGUUUGGCAUUUGUGUGCUGUAAACCUAAGAGGGGUUUUAAACAAAAUAAAAAAUAAAAAACAAAUGCUUUAAAAUAAAAUAAAAAGAUUUCAUAA
Molecule: messenger RNA, 3015 nt
Organism: Conger conger (European conger)
Lineage: Eukaryota; Metazoa; Chordata; Actinopteri; Anguilliformes; Congridae
Gene: anp32e
Product: acidic (leucine-rich) nuclear phosphoprotein 32 family, member E
Exons: 7
Coding region: 128-877 (249 amino acids)
Biological process (GO): regulation of apoptotic process
Cellular component (GO): nucleus
Molecular function (GO): phosphatase inhibitor activity; histone binding
Source: RefSeq, a predicted model, not a curated record